This is a messenger RNA of Carassius carassius (crucian carp), 623 nucleotides long. RefSeq names its product apolipoprotein C-I (gene apoc1). Gene Ontology annotation, molecular function: fatty acid binding; phospholipase inhibitor activity. Gene Ontology annotation, biological process: triglyceride metabolic process; lipoprotein metabolic process; negative regulation of lipid catabolic process. Lineage: Eukaryota; Metazoa; Chordata; Actinopteri; Cypriniformes; Cyprinidae. The transcript has 4 exons. The record is from RefSeq and is a predicted model, not a curated record. The coding region runs from base 105 to 359 and encodes 84 amino acids. Gene Ontology annotation, cellular component: very-low-density lipoprotein particle; high-density lipoprotein particle; extracellular region.
CACUACGUCAGCUCUGAGCCUCUAUAAAGGGCCAAGCCAUCUGUGGAGAAUUACAAUCUCAACCCAAUUAUCUUGAGGACUGCAAGAAAGGAAAGACUGCAAAGAUGAAACUGUACCUGGCUGCAGCCGUGCUGAUGCUUGUACUUGCUGUACACACAGAGGCCCAGGACGAGCCUACACUGGAGCAGCACUUCACCAAAUUCCAGACCCAGGUGAAGGAGAUUGCAGAUGACCUGACAGAGAAGACCAAGACCAACCUCAAAAAACUUGGAAAUAGCGAAUUUGGUGAAAAAACCAAGAACUGGUUUACUGAGCAGUAUGAGAAAGUGAAGCAGACGCUGUCUGGAACCUUUAGUUAAAUUGAAAACCAAUGACCUUCCAUCUUCCCUGCAAUCAUGCAAUUGCUGUGUGAUAUGUGAUACCAUCCCCACCCUGUUGCGCCAACUUGUGCAUUUGUUACAGUUCAGUAUAUAUACAAAAACUGUUAUGAUCUCCUCGUCAUUUGUGUGAUCUUUUAAAUAGUUUACAAUUUUGUGGGAUGAUGUUAAAUAUCAUGGGGAAAAAUGCAAAAUCUAAGUAUACAUUCUGAACUUUUUCAAAAGAAUAAAUGGUGAAACACAAAA